UCAUCGUAAGAUGCGCGCGCAUAUAGAUUCGUCGUUUUCUACGCGUUGCAGACUCAAGUUAGAUUUUGGAUCUUUUGAAAGACAUAAAUGUUGACAGACGUUUCGAAACAACAACAAAAAGAACCAAUUUGUAUCAUUUAAUCAAUAUUGCAAAGUGAAUAUUUUUAUAUUUUUUUGAAUGCACGACAUAUUGAAUCAUUUAAGAAGAAUCGCAAAUUUCUUUCAUAUAUUUUUGGUGAGUUCUCUAUAAAUAGAAAAGUUUUCCAGAAAAGCAAAACUAUGGAGAAUGAGCAACGACAUUAUGAAUUAAGAAGUGGAAGUAGAUCUCGUUCUAGAACUCCUUUGAUACAAACCACUUUAAUUGAACCAGAGACUUUAGAACAUCAUUAUGAUUUAAGAAGUCAAAGUCGGGAGAAAUCUUAUAUUCCUGGAGAAAUUGCAAAUAAUAAAAAAUCUGGUUUUAAAAUUUCUUCCAGUAAUUGCAACAAAACAAAUGACCAAGAAAUUACAAUAGAAAAAAAAAAAGAAGUUACAAUUGAAACAUUAGAACAUGAAUCUAAGCAAUUUGAAAAUUCUUCUAUUAAUAUAAAAAAAGGAGAAUGUCAAUCUAAACAACAAAAAGCAAAAGAACAAGUAUUUGCAAAUGGUCAAACUGACAACAAAGAAGUUUCAUUUGGAUAUAAAAAAAAAAAACAUAGAACUUUUACUAGUGAUUAUUCUUCAGAAGAAACAGAACAAGAAGAAUCAGAUAAAUCAUAUUCUGCACAUGAAAUUUAUAAAAAAGCUGGUGAUUGGUGGAAUGUAUUUCCAAAAACGGACUAUACCUAUUCCGAAACUUCUAAGUGUCGUUAUGAAAUAGCGCCAGGUAUAUUAGCAAUGCCUAAUAUGUCACGACGUUCUAUUCAUUCAAAUAUGAAAGAUUCUAAUCAAUUUUUAUAUGAUCCUUCUGACAUAUGUGAAACAAGAAAUGUUGAAGAAAAGGAAGGAACAAAAGUAGAAAAUUAUACACCCAUUAAUGAAAUGAAUGAAUUUUAUGGAGCACAUAUGCCAAGUUUAGAUUCAAAAUCUAAAAUUCAAUAUACAAAAAUGCAUGUAAAACAAUAUUGUAGUCAUCGACAAAUAAUUUAUGCAAAAUCUGAUAAUUCAAAAAACUGGGAAUCAAGGCAAUUAUUAUAUUCUGAUCUACCAUCAAAACGUAUAAAUUUUCGGAAAUAUGAUAUUACAUCUUCUCUUGAUUCCGAUGCUGAAUUAGAAGAAACAGUUCCAAAGAACUGUAGUCAGAGAAAUAAAAUAACACAACAAUUCAUGAGUUUUAUAUUAAUUAUAGUUCUAUGGUUCAAUAAAUUUCUUGAGUUUUUAAAACUUAAAACAGUUAAAAGAAGAGAAUAUUAUGCUACUUAUGAAUAUCAAAAAUAUGAAUCUAAAAUCUGGAAAUAUAUUGAUCAUUCUUUACAGUAUGUUUAUUUUUUUAUGGUCAAAAUGCUUUUAUUUGAUUCAUGGUUAUUGAGCCGCAUAUUCAAUAUCAGAAAUUGGAUCCAUCAAAAAAGCCUAAAAGUUUUUUGGAUUGCCUUAUUGCUAUUACUUCUGUUUACUGGAACUUACAUCAUGCAAAAUCAGUCCUUUAUCUGUCUGGAUUCUCUGCACAAUAUUCCCUAUGAUGUCACUGAGACGAGCUAUCACAUCUUUAAUGAUAUUAUCAGUUUAACAUCUUUUCGAAGCGAUUUAUUUAUUGAAUAUAUAAAAGUGUUUAAAAAUUUAUCAAUAUAUUUUAUGCCCGGUAGCUGGUAUUUAGUACAUCUCUUAAGAUUUUUUCCUGUAACCAAAGUUAUUACACAGUACUUUGGAUCUGAAUUAGUUGUAAAUGAUAAACAAUUGUUUUUAAAGGAGGAAAUGUUUGAAAAAAAUAAUUUUCAAUCAAUCAUUGAAAAAUUAUAUAAUAAAAUUAACAAUUUAGAAGAUCAAACUAUGGAAAAACCCGAUCAACUUUCUGAUAUAAUCCAAGUGCUUCAAUGGUUAAAAACAUAUUCUUGGUCACAAUCUAAUAAUGAAAUAUUAUUUUUGGAAAAGAAAUUAAAAGAAUAUAAAUUAGAUGAUAUACAUGCUCAAAUUGAUAUUAUUAAAUCGCAAUUGGAAAAGUUGAAUAAAUUUUAUUCAGAAUUAAAAUGUUGUAAUACAUACAUGAAUCAUAUUAUUAAUAAAGAAUUGGAAAAACAUAUUGAAAUGGUCUUAAUUGAUCAUGCUGAUAUUUUAAUAUCAAAAAUAGAAAAAGUUAAAGAUCAGGACAAAUCAUGGAUUGCUAGUAAUAAUCUUAUAACGGAUGACCGUGUGCGUGAAAUAGUUAAAGAAGCAAUAAAGAUAUAUGAUGCGGAUAAAACGGGUCGUGUUGACUAUGCUUUAGAAUCUGCCGGCGGUCAAAUUAUUAGUACACGUUGUACACAAAAAUAUGAUAUAAAAACUAGGGCAUUCAAAGUAUUGGCUUUUUUUACACUUUAUCAUGAAAAUAAUAAUCCUCGUACUGUAAUACAAGGAAAUCCAAUACAACCAGGUACUUGCUGGGCAUUUCAAGGCUUUCCAGGAUAUUUAUUAAUUAAGUUACGUAGUUCUAUUUACAUUACUGGAUUUACAGUCGAACAUGCACCAAAAUCGAUAUUGCCCAAUAGUGAAAUGAGAAGUGCUCCUAGAAAAUUUAAUGUCUGGGGUUUUCUUGAUGAAAAUGAUUCUGAACCUGUAUUAUUCGGUGAUUACGAAUUUGUAGGUUCAGAUAAUAAUUUACAAUAUUUUCCAGUUAAAAAUACAGCGAUUAAAACGCCAUAUGAAUAUGUGGAACUAAGGGUACAUAGUAAUCAUGGCCAACUUGAAUACACAUGUUUAUAUAGAUUUCGUGUUCAUGGAAAAUCUGUCUAAGUUGUUUUUUACUAAAAGUUUAAAUAAAAACUUUUAGAAAUUUUAUAUAAGAAGUACAAAGAGUAGUACAAGAAUGUGUGAGAUUAAUUAAGAAGAGAUUAGAAAGGAAAAAAAAAAGAAAGAUAUAUUGCAUGUUGAUACGUGCCUUCAAUUAUUCUUUGAUAUAACAAUAAUCAUUAUAAUAGAAAAAAAUUUAUUUUGUAACUCAUAUAACUGAAAAUUAUAUAUAAAAAGAGUAGACUUCCAUACAUAUAAAGAUUUUAUCAAAAAUUUGAUCUUAGUAUAAACUUACGAUAAAAAUCUUCUAUAUCGUUACGGUAUAUAAAUUUGUCAUAAAUAUAUACUAUUAACACAAAGUUAAAUUCAACAAUUUGAUACGUGAUAGAUUAAAUCUACGAUAAAAUCUACAUAUAUGGCAUGUCAUUUAAUAAGAUGAAUGUAAGUUACCAUUAUAUAUUAGCAUAUACUAUAGACAAUAUAUUACCAUAUACAGGAUUAUUUUCAGAGGCUUGAUUUUAAAAAUUAAAACGAUUCAUAUAUAGAAAUAUUGAUUGCGGCUUAUUUAUUAAAUUAAAAAUUAUAAGUUAUAAGUCAUAAGUCAAAAUUUUCGAUAGACGAAUUAAGAAUAAAAUGCUAAAAAAUCAUAAAAAAUAAAAUUUCAUUUAUAUGAUUCUGUUAAAAUAUAAGUAUGUUCACAAAAUUAAGUUGUAUAUAUUAGAAAUCAAUUUAGUUAUUCUCUUCAAUUAAUUUUUCAUUUAAUUAUAUUUAAUAAGAGUUCACAUUCAUAUAAAAGAAAACAAUUCUUGAAACAAUUUCUUUAAAAUGUAUUAUAAAUUUAGAACCAAUUUUGAAAAUCUAAUAACUUUUUUAAUGAAUGUGCUUAAUGAAUUAAUUUUUUAUUUAUUUUGUAUCAUAUAUUCAAUAUAUAUUUCUAAUUAUAUUAUAGUAUAAAGACAUUCAUAUAAAUAAAAUAUUUGACAGUAAUUUAAAUAAUAGGAAUUGAAAUUUAAAUAUAAAAUUUCAUUCAUAUAAACAGAAUUCCACAUGAAUGAAACAUUUUUUUGUUAUAUCAUUGAUUUAUUAUGAUUUCACUUUAUUUUAUUUAACAUAAACUUUAAUUCCUUAUAACUUAAUAAAUAAGUCUCAACUGACAUUUUUGUAUAUAAUUUUGAAUUUGUUUUAGUCUUUACAAUUAACUCUUCAAAGCUCAUUAACAUCUUGUAUAUAUAAAUUACUAUAUAUAAACAAUACAGUGCCUAAAGAUUCAUGUAAAAAUUCAAUUACUUAAACAUAUUCCUUCUUUAUAUUUACAUAUUUAUUGCAGUUUUAUCAUUAAGCACAAAUGUAUAUUAAUUUUUUGAUGAAAUAUAAAUAGGAAUAAAAAAAAAUGUUACUUUGCUCGGCGAUCCAAAUAUUAUCCAAAGUUCAAUAUUAUUACAUUUAUAAUAUUGUUCAAUUAUAAAAUUUACGCGACAGUACAAAUCGUAAACGAGAAAAAUUGUAGAUAUUAACUUAAGAUAUUUUUGCAGUGUUUGUACAAUAACUUUAAUUGUAUAUUAAUGUUUUAAGAAAUUAAAUAUAAUAUAUAUUUAAUUAGCACAUA
Messenger RNA from Apis cerana (Asiatic honeybee), 4507 nucleotides. Its product is annotated as klaroid protein. NCBI's taxonomy places the organism in Eukaryota, Metazoa, Arthropoda, Insecta, Hymenoptera, Apidae. Gene Ontology annotation, molecular function: protein-membrane adaptor activity. Gene Ontology annotation, cellular component: nuclear envelope; meiotic nuclear membrane microtubule tethering complex. The record is from RefSeq and is a predicted model, not a curated record.